UAGUUACCUCAUUAAUUAGAGUUUUAACAAUUGAAAGGGUAAAAUGAUGAAAAACAUAACAUUUUGCCCUUGCUUACAUUUAUAAGUUUAAUAUCAUUUUUAAUUUUGUUAAUUAAUUCCUCAUAAUAAGACUGAAAUUGCUGUGAAUUAUGGAAAAUAGUUUGAUGGUCUUGUUUACAAUACGACAAAGAAACUGAGGAUUUCGGAGAAAUAACGAUUUUUAAACUUUGAAAGUGAAAGAAGAUUCUUGAAAAUGGAAAAAAUUAAUAAGGGAAAAAUGAAACCGGAAUUAAAUUUACAGCGUCUCUGUAUGCUAAAAAUAGCGACGACUAUUUGGAAUAAAAAUGAAACUAAACAGCAAAUUGAUUUAUUUUUCGAUAACUUUUAUCCUUCUGAUGACGAUUGUUUUUUAUAUCAAAAAUGGAAUCAACAAUUGACAAGUAAUUUAGUGGCAAUUCUCCAUAAUUUACCAUUGUCAUUGAAUGUAAGAGCAAAUUUAAAAAAUUCCAUUAUAAUUACUGGAUUGCAAAUUUGUCAUUGGAGAAAAUUUGUUGCCAAAAUUUUGGAAUUAAACAUUGACGCGAGCUCAGAAAUUUUUUGGACUAAUUACGGCACUAUUGAUAAAAAGAAAAUUUUUCACAAUUGGUACAAUAAAAAACAAUUGAAAUAUAAAAAACUCUUUAAUAUUGCAUGCAUUCUUUGUUUUGAUGAUUAUAUUCCAAAUUUAUGGGAGAAAAUUCCCGAGGACGAGAGAUUUGAUAAUUUCUAUUUGGAGACAAUUUAUACUUCUUCAAGUUAUAAUGUGAUAGCGUAUUGGAAAAAUUUAUUGCAAAUGGAUGAUAAAAAACAUUUUAUAAUUGGCUGUCAAAAUGAAAAUUUGAAAAGAAAAUUUUCAUGGUAUCAAUUUUGCAAUAAUAGUCAAAACAUUGAGGAAACAAUGUUUCGUAUUUCAAUGAUUGAAUGCCUUGAGAUGGCUGUUAAAUAUUUUUGGUAUAAAUUAAAUGAUGAGCAACAAAAAAGAAGUGUGAGAAUUUUAAUGAAGACUAGUUAUCCAAAGAAAGAUGAAACGGAAUUUGCGAGAAUUUUAUUUUUUCUAUCGACAAAACUAAGUCGUGAAAGAUCUGAAGAAUAUUUUUUGGUACAAUCGAUACUUAUGAAAAAUUAUUCUAUACAAGAUUUUUUUUAUGCAAGCGUUGGAUCGUGUUUUUCUAUUCUUUGAUAUUCUCUAUGUUUUUUUUCAUUGUGAUCGCAUAAAUUUUGAUCUGAUGUGAUAUUUAAAAAUAUCAAACGACUACCUCCUUGUCAGUAGAUUGCUUAGAAUUGUGAUUUAUUUACGUGUAAUAUAGAUACAAAUAGAAAGUAUAAAAAUAGAAAUAGGUAUUAAUGGCCGUGAUAAGAUUAUUGUUCAUUGUUUAAGAAAUGUGUCUAUUAAGAGAUAAUUUAAUUGCUUAAUACAAAAUUUAAUAGUUUUUUGUGUAAAUAAUUUGUUAUAGUGGAGAAUAUUAAAAAUUUAUGUUUUUCUAUAAUAUUAUUAUUAAUAAUGUUUAGAAGAAAUAUUGUAUUCUGCCAAAGUAAAGAGAAUAUUUUUUUUAUAAAGAUUUAUAUUUCAUGAAGAAAAAAAGGCUUUUGCCUUUAACUUUUUUUUUUUUUUUUU
This is a messenger RNA of Leptopilina boulardi, 1654 nucleotides long. RefSeq lists its product as uncharacterized. The record is from RefSeq and is a predicted model, not a curated record. The coding region runs from base 254 to 1219 and encodes 321 amino acids. The transcript has 3 exons. NCBI's taxonomy places the organism in Eukaryota, Metazoa, Arthropoda, Insecta, Hymenoptera, Figitidae.